AAACAGUGAAGUGGUUUCAAAACACCAGCGGCAGAGGAAACCAAAACGUCAACGCAUUUACUCUAGUACAUGCGCGGAUUUCCUAUGGGGGCCCUAACAUCAACAUACAUCUAAAACACCCGGGACUACUCUGACACGCCCAAAGCGUGUUUUUUUUCACGGUUUGUGCACGCGGCCUCCCUGGCCGGCCCAGGACUGAUGGCAUCAGAGGAAAUGGAUGGCAUUUGCACGGUGCCAGAGAUGGCUUCAAUUAAAGUGGAGCCGUCGGUUGGGAUUGGCGUGAGUUCCACAGAAGAUACGGGGUCGCAGAACGUGGCCAUGGGGAUAAAGUUCAUCUUACCAAAUCGGUUUGACAUGAACGUUUGUUCACGUUUUGUGAAGUCUCUAAAUGAGGAGGACAGUAAAAACAUUCAGGACCAGGUGAACUCAGAUCUGGAAGUGGCAUCUGUGUUAUUCAAAGCUGAAUGUAAUAUCCAGACCUCACCAUCGCCAGGGAUUCAGGUUCGCCAUGUGUACACACCAUCCACCACCAAACACUUCUCUCCAAUAAAGCAGUCAACAACCCUUACCAACAAGCACAGAGGCAACGAAGUCUCCUCCACACCUCUGCUUGUCCACUCUCUGUCCAUUCACCAGCUAGCUGCCCAGGGAGAGAUGGUGUUCCUGGCCAGCAGGAUAGAGCAAGAGUCGGUGAUUAACCUGCAGGAUGAGGAGGGCUUCACGCCACUGAUGUGGGCUGCUGCUCAUGGCCAAAUUGCCGUGGUGGAGUUCCUUCUGCAGAAUGGUGCAGAUCCUCACAUUCUGGCUAAAGGGAGAGAGAGUGCCCUGUCAUUGGCCUGCAGUAAAGGCUACACAGACAUCGUUCGAAUGCUCAUUGACUGCGGCGUGGAUGUCAAUGAGUAUGACUGGAAUGGUGGAACUCCUCUGCUCUAUGCUGUUCAUGGGAAUCAUGUUCGUUGUGUGGAAAUCCUUUUAGAGUCUGGUGCUGACCCCACCAUUGAGUCUGACUCUGGGUUUAAUGCCAUGGAUAUGGCUGUUGCAAUGGGACAUAGAAACGUUCAACAAGUCAUGGAGGGACAUCUACUAAAGUUACUACAAGGAAUCAAGGAGUGAUUGAAGAAAAGGUGUGAGAGACACAAAGAUGAAGGAAUAAGAAGAAAAAGAAGCUAGGGAUGGAUAUUCGGCGGAAAGCUGAGGGGAAAGUGGAAAGCCGUCCUUUUGGAAAGCUGACAUUUUGUGAAGAGGAAUGAGUGGCCGUGCUGAUGUUUCAUUGUGCAUGUUUAUGAGUCCUUCAUCUGGAAAACUCACUCACUUUCAUCUUCAUCCGUUUGUCCACUCAUCCAUCAUUUAACGGGACUUUUCAAAAAAUAAUCAUCGUGUGGGUUUUAAGAUUUAAUAUAUUGACCUUUUAAAUCAUAACAGUGUCUUUUUUACUGAACUACUAUGAGUGUUGAUGUUUUUUUAGCGAGUGUCGUGUGAGAGGCUGGUUUGUACCUUAUUUAUAUUGUACCAUAUGUCUUUAAUUUAUAUGUAAAUUUUUUUUGGUUGUUUUUAACUGUGUCAUGGCGCUGGAACUGAACCAUGUAAUUGUUUACUUUAAGGGUGCUUGAUAGGACAGCAAGUCUUCAAAUUAAGGUUUCAUCCCAUAAAUGCAUUUCUGCAAGUCCACAUGUUGUCCUAGGAGCAUUGACAGCAAAUAUGCCAUUGUUAUAACUUUGUGCUACUACAUAUGAAGCAUUAGACUAUUCUACUAACUUAAACAAAUUUGUUUGUAUUUGAAACUUGUGAUAUCACCUGUAGAGUCAGUUUUAGCACACUGCCAGUGAAGCAGAAUCCCUAUCAAAACACAAAUACAGACCUUACCUCCAAUAUGUUAAUGGGCUCUCUGUCAAGCGCCGGAAUGAACUGCUAUUGAUGCUCAUGACAGCUUUGUGUGAGAACAUUACAAUGUAUUUGUGUCAGGUUUUGUUACUUUAGACUGAAAUGCUAACAAUCCCUGGAUAACAGUCUAAAUAGUUACCUGUGUAACUGGUUCAUCCUCUGUAUGUGAUAUGGCAUUUUACAAUGACACUAAAUCCAGAGAUUAUUUCUGAAGGAUAAUCCUGUUGUAUUGUCUGAUUAUCCUCAUUCAGAACAUGUUAUCAACUGUUAGUAUUUGUGUGCCAU
Molecule: messenger RNA, 2166 nt
Organism: Chanos chanos (milkfish)
Lineage: Eukaryota; Metazoa; Chordata; Actinopteri; Gonorynchiformes; Chanidae
Gene: ankra2
Product: ankyrin repeat, family A (RFXANK-like), 2
Exons: 9
Coding region: 199-1113 (304 amino acids)
Biological process (GO): regulation of gene expression
Cellular component (GO): nucleus
Molecular function (GO): protein binding
Source: RefSeq, a predicted model, not a curated record